AUGGUCCUCUUCUUUAUCAUCGCUUUCCUUUGCGUCUCAGUCUUCGCGGCCCAGUAUCCCUCGUUUGGGACGGUGAAGACGAGCACUUCCAAUGGUGUUAUGCACGUCGUCCUCAACAAUACUUUCUCUGAAAUCAAUCUACUUGACGCCCACCUUGCAUUCGACCUCGCCAACCUCAUCGCGCGCCUGCAAGUCAACGGCACGGACUCGGACAUCCACGUCGUCGUGUUCUCCAGCGCGAAUCCGCACUUCUUUAUUGCCCACAGCGAUAUCAACAUAUUCGUCAAUGGAUUCCAGGGGCUGGAACCGUUAUUCGACCCUUUCACACCCGAUAUGGGCUUCCUCGACUCGCUGUUUUGGAAUAUCACCCAGCUUCCGCAGGCGACGAUUGCGAUUAUCGAGGGGCGCGCACGUGCAGCCGGCAACGAAUUCCUCAUGGCCUGCGACAUGCGCUUCGCGCUUUCUUCGCCGGAAGUGCGCCUGGCCCAGACCGAGCCCUCCGUCGGAGGCAAUCCCGGCACGGGCGGGGGGAUGUACCUCUCGAACCUCAUCAAUCGCGGGCGCACAUUUGAAUACCUGCUGUCCGCCACGGAUAUCGACGCCGACACCGCCGCGCAGAUCGGCUGGGUCAACCGUGUCUUCAAGACCAAGAACGCGCUGUACGACUACGUCGACAAGCUGGCAAAGCGCAUCGCCAUAUUUCCGCUUGCCGGCAUCGCGGGCACGAAGCAGGGCAUCAAUGCGGUCAGCCGCCCGCCGCGGGAUGUCUACAUCCAGGACGCACAGGACGUGAUUGUCAAGCUCUUGAUACAGUCGUCCCUUGGCCAGUCAUUGUUGAAGAAGGUGUUGAAGGCGACGAAUAACCAGAGCAUUGGUGCGUUCGAGCUUGAUUGGCCGAACCAGGUGGUGCAGAUCUACAAAUAG
Messenger RNA from Mycena indigotica, 924 nucleotides. RefSeq lists its product as uncharacterized. The transcript has 3 exons. The record is from RefSeq and is a predicted model, not a curated record. Gene Ontology annotation, biological process: fatty acid beta-oxidation. NCBI's taxonomy places the organism in Eukaryota, Fungi, Basidiomycota, Agaricomycetes, Agaricales, Mycenaceae. Gene Ontology annotation, molecular function: enoyl-CoA hydratase activity. The coding region runs from base 1 to 924 and encodes 307 amino acids.